Monopterus albus (swamp eel) is the source of this 1382-nucleotide messenger RNA. RefSeq lists its product as uncharacterized. The coding region runs from base 657 to 1295 and encodes 212 amino acids. Lineage: Eukaryota; Metazoa; Chordata; Actinopteri; Synbranchiformes; Synbranchidae. The record is from RefSeq and is a predicted model, not a curated record. The transcript is spliced from 8 exons.
UGUGCAUGUUAAGGUGUUCGCCUCAACGGGGGUUAUUGAUUUCACAUCGUUGUCGGAUGGUGACCACACAAACCCGUUUAGCAACAUAAUGUAAUGACGCCCGGCUUGGAGGAGAGAGACUAACUAUACUGAAGCAGCUAAACUAGCUAGCAGGGCGCCAGGACCCACGCCGAUCUCAGUUAGUGACUACUCCAGGUCCCAUACAACGCACGACUCUGGAUAGCGCAUGGGCGUGUCCUUUACAAUGACCACAAUGCAACACUGACUUCGCGGUCAUUUAUUUAGAACUCAGAACCGAUCAGAUCAGAACUCGAACAAUCACCUUCCCAACAGGGUCAGUUUCACACAUGCAAUUCAGACUUACGGUUCAGAACACAGCACACAACCAACUAGCAAAACAUCGUUAAACACACAUCAGUAUAAGUCAGUAACAUCAACACAGGGUAACACAUCAGAACACUCUAACAACAAUUUUACAACUGCUCUCCAAACUAAUCACUGAACUCCCAUGAUGCCCCCAUUCAUUAUGUCGCUGCCACCAGAACUCUUCCCAAUAGCCGACGUAGGUCGUCACAAUAACAUAAGGUGUGGUCCUCGUUCAUUUCUACUACAGCUCAGACAGUUAUAGUGGAGGGAUAAAAAUCAUCUUUUCAGAAAUGACCUUCAUCUUUUUGCUUGUGUUUGCUCCUGCGCUCGCCUGUGCCUUGCCUACCACAGCUAGUCAGGGUGGAAAGACAUCUGUGCAGACGUUUUUCUGCAAGGAUCCAGGGUGUGCUGAUAACAUCACUAAAGUAUUUUGCAACGACAAGCGUCUCACUGAUCGUCAAAUGGCAGAUUGCACAGGCCCUCCACCGCCCAACACUGUCUGCCAGCGUGACGGUCGGGCGUUCGUUUCCACUGAUGCACAUGGCAAGUGUGAGUUUGAAGGGGUCAGCUUUUUUCUUCCAACUGGAGACUGUAAAGACCACAUCAACAUUUGUGCUUUUAGCAGAGCUGCCACACCUUCACCACUCACCAACAGAACGCAAAAGGACCAGGAAAACCCUGAACAUGAUGCUGGUAGAGGUAACGGUUCACUAGUGUCACUGGUAGUACCAAUACUAUUGCUGGUAGGAGUAGGAGUAGCUGUACUAGUGGUACUGAAAAAAAAGAGACAAAACAGACCUCAAAAUCAACAGUCAGCAAGUGACCCUAGUGAGACUAGACAACUAGCAAAGACUGUGCAAGGCCCUGGAGCAACCAGAGGUACAGAAGAUGACCAGAGCAGACUGGAUAAUGGCAACCCUCUUCCUUAAUGUGACCAAGCAAUCUGACACUACCAUAUGGGCGUCGGGUGAAAACCUACAGCAACUCUCUGGACGGGUUUCACAGGAACUUGUGAA